This is a messenger RNA of Sphaeramia orbicularis (orbiculate cardinalfish), 2373 nucleotides long. Its product is annotated as serine/threonine-protein kinase PAK 3. Gene Ontology annotation, molecular function: protein serine/threonine kinase activity; ATP binding. The record is from RefSeq and is a predicted model, not a curated record. Lineage: Eukaryota; Metazoa; Chordata; Actinopteri; Kurtiformes; Apogonidae. Gene Ontology annotation, biological process: protein phosphorylation. The transcript has 16 exons. The coding region runs from base 225 to 1952 and encodes 575 amino acids.
AUGAGCUAGGGAACAGUGAGCAGCCAGUGAAGCAUCCAGCCUGCCGAACAAGCUUGCUUUUAGGGUCAGGAACUGGUCUGACAAGAGAAUGGCAAUCCUGCCUUUAAACUGUCAUUAGGACUGUACGCUUGACGAUGAAUCUACCAGAGCUCUGGGCUCAAAGGAGAAACAGCGAGCAAGAGAAUGUGAAGACAUAUUUCAGGACAUUGUGAGUGUUACUAAAGAUGUCUGAUAGUGUCGAUAUUGAAGAGAAACCACCAGCCCCCCCCUUGAGAAUGAACAGUAGUUCCCGAGACUCUUCAUCAGUGAAUCACGCCUCUAAACCGCUUCCAAUGGCUCCUGAAGAGAAAAACAAAAAAGUCCGCCUGCGUUCCAUCUUCCCCGGGGGAGACAAAACGAACAAGAAGAAGGAGAAGGAACGUCCUGAGAUAUCCUUACCCUCAGACUUUGAACACACCAUUCAUGUUGGCUUUGACGCUGUAACAGGAGAAUUCACAGGUAUCCCCGAGCAGUGGGCACGGCUCCUACAAACCUCCAACAUCACCAAACUGGAGCAGAAGAAGAACCCACAAGCUGUGUUGGAUGUCUUAAAGUUCUACGACUCCAAAGAAACUGUCAACAACCAGAAGUACAUGAGCUUCACUUCGGGAGACAAAUCAGCGCAUGGAUACAUAGCAGCAAAUACUCUGAACCGACUGCUGUCAUCUGGGCCUCCUGUCAGCCUUAGAACCUGCAGCGCAUUAUUUGACAAGGGUGCCAAAACAUCAUCGUCAGAGCCACCGAUUGCUCCGCCAGUUUCAGAGGAGGAGGAUGAGGAGGAAGAAGAAGAGGAGGAGGAGGAGGAAGAUGAGGACGAUGACGAUGAACUGCCGCCUGUGAUCGCACCUCGGCCUGAACACACCAAAUCUAUCUACACACGCUCCGUCAUGGACCCACCAAAGCCUCCCACCCCCGUGAAAGAGGUGCUGACCCCCCCUGAGUCGCAGGUUCAGCCGGAGAACACAUCCAACACAAUGUAUCGCCACACUGAUCGCCAGAGGAAGAAGUCCAAAAUGACAGAUGAGGAGAUUCUGGAGAGACUCAGGAGUAUUGUGAGUGUGGGGGAUCCCAAAAAGAAGUACACACGCUUCGAAAAAAUAGGACAAGGAGCGUCUGGCACUGUCUACACUGCCAUUGAUAUAGCGACUGGCCAAGAGGUGGCCAUUAAGCAGAUGAAUCUGCAGCAGCAGCCCAAAAAAGAGCUGAUCAUCAAUGAGAUCCUGGUGAUGAGGGAAAACAAAAACUCCAACAUAGUAAACUACCUGGACAGUUACUUGGUAGGAGAUGAGCUAUGGGUGGUGAUGGAGUAUUUGGCUGGUGGCUCAUUGACAGAUGUAGUGACUGAGACCUGCAUGGAUGAGGGCCAGAUCGCUGCAGUCUGCAGAGAGUGUCUUCAAGCCCUGGACUUCUUACACUCCAACCAGGUGAUCCAUCGAGAUAUAAAAAGUGACAACAUCCUCCUGGGGAUGGACGGUUCUGUCAAGCUGACCGACUUUGGCUUCUGUGCUCAGAUAACGCCAGAGCAAAACAAGCGCAGCACGAUGGUGGGCACACCCUACUGGAUGGCACCAGAGGUUGUAACUCGAAAGGCUUAUGGCCCCAAAGUGGACAUCUGGUCCCUGGGAAUCAUGGCAAUAGAAAUGGUUGAGGGAGAACCACCCUACCUGAAUGAGAAUCCACUCAGGGCGCUGUACCUGAUAGCUACCAACGGCACUCCAGAGCUACAGAAUCCAGAGAGGCUGUCGUCUGUAUUCAGAGACUUCCUCAACCGCUGUCUGGAGAUGGAUGUGGACCGCAGAGGCUCUGCCAAGGAGCUGCUCCAGCAUUCCUUCCUCAAGCUGGCGAAGCCUCUAUCCAGCCUGACGCCUCUGAUUGUAGCUGCGAAGGAAGCCAUAAAGAACAGCAGUCGCUAGGACGAGCCCUCUGCCUGCACCCAAGGCUGGAGCCCUGCCCGGGAUGUGUGUGUUCACAGGGGCAGGAGCUUGGGUGUAUAGGCGGUGGGUGACGUGACAGUGACAGCACAAGGGGGGGCAUGUGUGACUUGCUUUGACAGCACAAGGACAAAAGUCCCCCAGGCCUCACAUGUAGGACGGACAUCUGGCCUUGCAGCCUCUUGACCCAUGCUGCUGAAAAGACCUUGCCUCCUCGUUUUCUUCUCCAGCACUCUGUACAUGUAGAGCAGUCCAUCACAAGUGUGUGUGUGUGUGUGUGUGUGUGUGAGAGAGAGAGCGAGAGAGAGAGAGAGAGAGAGAGAGAGAGAGUGUGUGUGUGUGUUAUGUGUGUGUGUGCAAACUGUGCACAUCUCUUGUGUCAUAUGUCUUGUUUGGGAGGCUC